ACGAUCUAAUGAAUAUUCAUCGGCGAGACUGACGUCAUUUUACGAGUCUCCUUUCAAACUUGGAUCAUAAGUGCCUACCCUAAAAUUUAGAGUAAAUCCGCGGCCAUUUUGUGUGAGGGAAAAUCCUACAAUUUGACUGUAAAUUCAUCUCUUUUACGAAUUAAUGAGGAAAAAACGAGAGCGGUAUACCUAGUUAAAUGAUUUUAUAUAUAUCAAUGAUUCGAGCGGUGGAGAAAAAAUAAGGAUCCAGUGGAAUCUCAGCUGGUUCAAGACGUUAUAAUUUUAAUCAUACCAAAGGAACAAUAAAGAGCUGAGCCUAUGAUUUGAAGGAGGCUGUUUGCAGAUCUAUGGGAGUCGGAUGAACAGUGCACACAAUUACUGGUCACGAUGAGCAUUAGCAGCGAUGAAGUCAACUUUCUUGUGUAUAGAUAUCUCCAGGAGUCAGGUUUUUCACAUUCUGCAUUCACGUUUGGUAUAGAGAGUCAUAUUAGCCAAUCCAACAUAAAUGGGGCCUUAGUCCCGCCCGCAGCACUUAUCUCAAUCAUACAGAAAGGCUUGCAAUAUGUAGAGGCAGAAGUCAGUAUAAAUGAGGAUGGUACAGUUGUAGACAGUAGAGCGUUAGAUUCGCUGUCCCUCAUCGAUGCAGUCAUGCCUGAUGUCAUCUCCUCAAGGAAGUCAGAACUCAGACAGGUAGCAGCGAACGGUCAGAACAAUUGUAAAGUAGAGGGAACAAAUGGGGAUGACCCACCUGUUACGUUAAUUCAAUCGAAUCACUCAGAAGCUAUGGAAAUCGAUGGUGGCAUCGAGAUUCCGCCAAGUAAAGCAACCGUUCUUAGAGGCCAUGAAUCAGAAGUCUUCAGUUGUGCGUGGAAUCCAUGUAGAGAUCUCCUUGCAUCAGGGUCUGGUGACUCAACUGCAAGGAUAUGGAACCUAAACGAAGGUCAGAAUUCAUCACAACAUCAGCUUGUUCUCAGGCAUUGUAUCAGAGAAGGUGGCCAAGAUGUCCCAAGUAACAAAGAUGUCACCUCGUUAGACUGGAAUUGUGAUGGUAGUUUAUUAGCGACAGGCUCCUACGACGGCUAUGCAAGAAUCUGGUCAACGGAAGGUCGGCUGGUCAGCACGUUAGGCCAGCACAAGGGCCCCAUCUUUGCGCUGAAAUGGAACAAAGAGGGCAACUACAUUCUCAGUGCGGGGGUGGACAAGACGACCAUCAUAUGGGAUGCACAGACGGGGGAAUGCAAGCAACAGUUUCCUUUCCAUGUUGCACCGGCAUUAGACGUUGACUGGCAAACCAACACAAGCUUUGCAUCUUGUUCCACAGACCAGAGUAUACAUGUGUGUAAACUGCGCAGUGAUAAACCAAUCAAGACAUUCCAAGGCCAUUCUAAUGAGGUGAACGCUAUAAAGUGGGAUCCAUCAGGUCAGAUGUUAGCUUCCUGUUCAGAUGAUAUGACACUCAAGAUCUGGUCCAUGAAUCAAGAUACGUGUGUACACGACCUCCAAGCGCAUAGCAAAGAGAUUUAUACUAUCAAAUGGAGCCCUAAAAAUCCCAAUACACCUCUUAUGUUAGCAAGUGCAUCAUUUGACUCGACGGUUCGACUAUGGGAUGUCGAGAGGGGUAUCUGUAUCCACACACUGACCAAACACCAAGAGCCUGUCUACAGCGUAGCUUUCAGUCCAUCGGGGAAAUAUCUAGCCAGUGGCUCCUUUGACAAAUGUGUACAUAUAUGGUCGACACAGACUGGGAGUCUUGUGCAUAGUUAUAGAGGGACUGGAGGAAUAUUUGAAGUUUGUUGGAACCAUACAGGAGAUAAAGUAGGAGCUAGUGCGUCAGACGGAUCGGUGUUCGUUUUGGACUUAAGAAAAUGAGAAGACGGCAUGUAGAGUAGUCAGGAAUUCCUUUUUCUAUAAUUGUACAGAGAGGAAGAGAGAAAGUGUGUGUGAGAGAGAGAGAGUGAUAGAAUAUGUGUGUUUUAUGCACUGGUAACAGGUAAGAGAUAGAGAGAGCUAGCCGAAGAGAGGUAGGAGGAGAGAGAGAGGUAGAAAAAGAGAUGGAGAGAGAGAGAGAGAGAAGAUCAGAUAACGGACUCAUGGACAACACGUUUGUAGAAGGUUACCAAGAUGACAAUUGAUUAAUGACGAAAAAUACAUGCUGCUCCUUCCGAGAGAAGGACCAAGUGAUGACGAUGAGUUGUGCUAGCCCAGAAAAGACGCAGGUUUGAAUUUAACCGCUCAUGGAGAUGUUUUGAUGGGAAGUGGUUGUACUUGUAUAAUUGGAGAUGUGUAACAACUCUUUCAUUCUCAAUUCAUUCAGCUUAAAUGAGGAUUUCUGGACGAAAAUGUUUACCGGCCACGAUUUGUUGGGAGUGUGGCUCAGGAUGCCUUAUUAUCUUAGUCGUUUCCAAUUCAUACAGUCCUGUGAGUUGAGCUUUUUCUAGAGUUUUUGAUGAAUGUGAUAGGGGUCUUAAUUCUAGGCCAAUGCGAUGUUCAAGUAAGGUAUAGAGCAUGUCAACACCUCUCUCAUUUGUUCUGACAUUCUUGUGAGUUGAGAUUUUUCUAGAGUUUUGACAAGUGUGAAAGGGGUCUUAAUUCUCGGCUAAUAUGAUGUUUGAGUAAGGUUUAGGGCAUGUUAAAACCUAUCUCAUUUGCAAUUCAUACCCUAUGUGGGAUGAGAGGUUUUUGCCCUAGCUAUGAUAAAUGUGAAAGGGGUCUUUUCUGGGCCAGCGUGUCUGUGGAGUAUAGUCAGAAACUUUGUGAAAGUGAUAUGGUGUAGUGGUUGUAACUCUCUAUUCGAUCAGAGGGUCACAAAUCCAAAUCCCACUCCAUACUGUUCAUUUUCAGUCAGCGAGAAUAUUGUCCUCGCUCAACCCUGGUGAGGUACACGGUCACUUUGUAAGUUUUAUUCAUUGAAUGCACAAAGUGUAAAAGUUUCUCAAUAUGAUAAUGAUAGCUUGUUUAAUUUAAUAUGGCACUUUUUGCCCGGGAUACAAAGUGCAGAUUUAUAAUGCAAAGUUGGGGUUAUAACGUCCAGAGUCCAUAAAUCGUGUAGAGACAUCUUGCAUGGGCUCAUGUGCUGUACAAGACUGGUAUGGUAUGAAAAUAAUAACUUCUCACUUUCUCAAUUUAUCCAUUGAUGAAUUCAAUUCAAAUUUUCCAUUAAUUACAGUGAAUGUUAUCCUGGUAUUAAUCAUGUCAGUAUCAAAUUCAUCAUUAUUGGGAUCAUUUUGACCCCAACCCAUUCAUCAUUUUGGGCUGCCAUUAUUUUUGUGAUUGCCAAACACUUUAAAAUGUUUUUUCCUAGAGUCCUGUACAUUCACAAGUACUGCUUUUCCACCCUUUUGUUUUGUAAUGAUUGUAUAUUGGGCAUAACAGGUAACUUGCUUUGUGGGGAAAGGUCAAUUUUCAUUCAAAACAAGCUUCUCCAAUUAUUUUGGAAGAGUGGAGGUAUUAACUCCCCUCCCCUCCACAAUAGUUUAGUGGUAUUUGGUCUACACCCACUUCAUCUAAUUUCUGUUUGGUCUAAUCUCACAUGGUAUAAUCCUACUUCAUCUACACCCAGUUCGCCUACUAACCAUUUGGUCUAAUUGCCGUUUAGCCCAUUGGCCAUUUUGUCUUAAUUCCAGUUGGGCUAUUCCCAUUUUGUCUAAUUAUACACUUGGUCCAAGUCCAUUUAGUCUGUAUGGCUAGAUGAACUAUUAAUGAACCAAAUUUUCAUUUGACAAAGUUCGAAAUAAUAAGCCUGUUCACGGUUGUAAACUGCGCACUAGCAGAAAAAGGUCAUUGGAGAAAACCAUGAAGGUGGCUUUCAAAGUCACUGACAUAGGCAUUUGUGAUUUGAUGAUUAUUCAUGUAUUCUUUUCAAAAUAUUCAUGUUAUCACAUCCAAGCUGAAGAGUAAUAAAUAGAGCCUUCAUAAUCACUGGUAUUUAACAGUAGCCUAAACAAUAGUCAAAUGUGCCAAAGGCAGACAAUAAAACAGAUUUCCAAACUUUAUCCCUGAUGUACUAUUCUAGUCACCUGGUCUAUACAAUGCCUUUUGUUCUUAGAAUUUGAAUACUCUACCGGUAAAGCUUACGCAACAUCUACAUUUGAAAAUGAUAGUGCUUAUCCUAAUGAAAAAUCACAAAGGUCAUUUGAGAAUAGUUGAUCACGAGCUAACCGUGAACUGGCUUAUAAGACGAAAAUUGCAAAUUAUGGUAGAACAGCUGGGAAUUAGACUAAAUGAAAAUUAGCCUAGGUGGGUGUUAGACCAAGUGCAGUAUAGACAAAAAGGCACUUCACCAAAAUUGGCAGGAGAGCAAAUGUGGUAUAAGACUAUCUGAGAAAUAGACAAUCUGUUUGUAGACCAAGUCAUGUCGGCUUUCCGCAAGAAGGAACUUAGGAGUUUCCUUUUAUUAUGCACUUUUUGAUUGAUGAUGUUAUGGCCCGUAUUUGGGUUUAACUUAAACUCAGGUUUCAAGUUGUGGUUUAAGUAUGGAUAGCCAAAUGUUACAGAAAUCACUUACAGUAGAGAUAUCAUAUUUCAGCUCAUUUGGGUCUCAAAUCAUUCAUAAUUGUCUAGGAAGUAUACAAAGAUGGUUGUCUUCACCAUCGAUGAAUCAGGAAAGAGCACAGUAAACAUAAGAAACAUACAACUUGAUAAAAAUUUUGACACUUGUGGCUUCCCAUAAUUUUAGCACAGAGUUAGACCAUGGUCUAAGUUAAACCUGACUUCAGAAUAGGGGCCUAUGAGUUUUACUUGAAAUUUCAAAAUAAUGUUUACAUCAUUGAAAAGCCUAUGAUGUACUCUUUUAAUAUUUGAAAAUUGAAGCAAGUAAAUAAUUGUAAAAAUUAAGCCUAAGUCCCUUCUUGUGGGAAGCUAAAGACAUGUACCUCUACCAAACACUGCUGUAUCUGGUCUUAGAGAACAUUCUCUCACCAUUUUUUUUUUUCAUUUUGUUUGUAAGUUAUUUGAUUUUCAUAGAGUUUCAGUACAUAUGUUUGUCACUUGUUUUAGUAGGUGCAGGUGGGAGGGGGAAGCACAUCCCCCAACCCAUCCCUAUCCCAAAUUGUACAUUGUGCUUCCCUUUUCUGAGAAAUGCCCCCUGUUCAAACUUAUAUUUUUUAAGACUUUAGGGGAAGUUGUGGCAUCCUUUCUAUUUGGAAUGAUAUUUUUUGGUAAAUUUCUUUUCAGUCAUCCUUUUCGGAAAUAAGAAUUGAUUUUAAUUAUUUUUUUACUUGUAAGAAAUGUGCCCCAUCUUUUAUGAAAUCCCCGAUCUGACGCUGCAUUUUAGGAUAUCAUGAAAGUAUGACUUAGGUGCAUAGGACAGUGUGUCCCUUUGCUCUCCUACGGGUGAUCCUUAUCCAUUCAGUUCUACAAUGAAAGUAAUAUUUAUAAUUAAAACUUGGUAAGAAACUAGCUGAAAGAUUUUGAAAUACCCUGUGUAGAUCUCCAAAUCGCCUAUCAUUGCUUGUGAUUAUGCAGUGGUAGCUCAGUAAAAUCUUUCCUUACAAAAACACACACAAAUUAUUAACUCAAUUUCAAGAGGGUAAUUGGAAAAUUGGAAUGACAAUUUCAAUGUUACAAGGCAUUUUUCCUCUUUUUUUUUGGGGGGGGGGGGUGUGGUGGUUUCUUGAACAUGAAUACAACUGUGAUCUGAGAGAAUAUUAAGAGGAAGUGAGAGAAUGAGGAUAGGAUAAAGUUAUUACAUGCUGGACGAUUUAUUGGUAGGCAUACAGACAUUCAGGUUUGGGUCAAGUUUAGUGUGUUGUCCAUGUGUGCCUUGUACUGUAUAGAGUGCGUUGGUUUUCUUUUGUUUGUUAUACGAUCCGUGCACAAUAACUGUUUCGAGAAACACACAUAUUAUCAUCUUUGGUACAUGUAAUGAAAUUUGUACAGAGUAUGUCGUCCCAUCAAUCCCCCUUUUCUGUAAUUAUAGUUGAAUAAAGAAUCAUUUGCAUAAAAAAGGA
Molecule: messenger RNA, 5948 nt
Organism: Lytechinus pictus (painted urchin)
Lineage: Eukaryota; Metazoa; Echinodermata; Echinoidea; Temnopleuroida; Toxopneustidae
Product: F-box-like/WD repeat-containing protein TBL1XR1
Exons: 13
Coding region: 388-1869 (493 amino acids)
Biological process (GO): regulation of transcription by RNA polymerase II
Cellular component (GO): histone deacetylase complex
Molecular function (GO): protein binding; transcription corepressor activity
Source: RefSeq, a predicted model, not a curated record